AUGGGCCAGAAAUCGAAAGACACACUAGCCGUACGGCCGCAGAGCCGUGGUAGGCGCUCACCCAGCCGGUCGCCCAAACCCAAGAGCCGCAAGCCUUUGGCGGUGCCUCAGACGUAUGCCUCGGAUGGAGUGAAGAACAAUGAUAUCUUCAAACUCCCCGGCUCGGACUAUAAGCUUAUUGUACUGGUGACUCUGAUCGCCACGGCUGUUCGCCUAUUCAGAAUUUAUCAGCCCACCAGCGUGGUCUUCGAUGAAGUCCACUUCGGUGGAUUUGCUUCCAAAUACAUCAAGGGAAAAUUCUUCAUGGAUGUGCACCCCCCGCUAGCUAAACUGCUGCUUACGCUGGCUGGCUGGCUUGCUGGUUUCGACGGAAACUUUGACUUCAAGGAUAUUGGAAAGGAUUAUUUGGAGCCCGGUGUGCCCUAUGUGGCAAUGCGCAUGCUUCCAGCUAUCCUAGGUGUUCUAACUGUCCCAUUGAUGUUCCUCACCCUCAAAGUUACCGGGUGCCGAACUUCGACUUCAGUCCUAGGUGCUGGUCUUGUUAUCUUUGACAACGCUUUGGUCACUCAGUCCCGUCUGAUUCUGCUCGACUCCCCGUUGAUUUUCUUUACUGCCCUGACAGCUUUGGCCUUCAACUGCUUCACCAACCAACAAGAGCUGGGACCGGCCCAUGCUUUCCGCGGCCCGUGGUGGUUCUGGCUGGUGUUUACCGGUCUUUCCCUUGGCGCAACCCUGAGCGUGAAGUGGGUUGGUCUCUUCACUAUGGCUUGGGUUGGAUCUCUCACGGUUCUCCAAUUGUGGGUACUGUUGGGUGAUGCUAAAAAUGUCACACCGCGUCUGUGGCUCAAGCAUUUCUUCUCCCGGGUCUUCUGCCUCAUUUUUAUUCCUCUAGGCUUCUACCUUGCCAUGUUUGCCAUUCACUUUACAUGCUUGGUUAACCCCGGAGAAGGUGACGGCUUCAUGUCAUCUGAAUUCCAGGCAACUUUGAACUCAAAGUCUAUGCAAGAUGUUCCCGCAGAUGUCUCAUUUGGAUCCCGAGUCAGCUUCCGCCAUCUGAACACGCAGGGCGGCUAUCUGCACUCCCACCCUCACAUGUACCCAACGGGUAGUAAGCAGCAGCAAAUCACGCUCUACCCCCACAAGGAUGAAAACAACGUGUUCCUUUUGGAGAACUCGACUCAGCCUCUAGGACCCUAUGGAGAGGUCGAGGGCCCGUUCGCCUGGGAUAAUAUGACUGCUCCUGGUUUCAUUGAAGAUGGUUCGAUUAUCAGACUUUACCACGCGAUCACUCAUCGAAGAAUUCACUCGCACGAUGAACGCCCUCCGGUGACCGAGGCCGACUGGCAGUAUGAGGUUUCUGCCUACGGAUAUGAAGGCUUCCCUGGUGAUGCCAACGACUUAUGGAGGGUUGAGAUUGUUAAGUCUAUGUCCGAGACCCCGGAGUCAAAGAAGCGCCUGCGCACUAUCCAGUCCAAGUUCAAGCUGGUGCACGUCAUGACUGGCUGCGUCCUGUUUUCCCACAAGGUCAAGCUCCCGGACUGGGGAUGGGAGCAGCAGGAAGUGACAUGCGCAAAGGGCGGUACUCUUCCCAACAGCAUUUGGUAUAUCGAGUCCAACCAGCACCCCGCUAUGGCCCCAGACGCCGAGCGAGUCAACUACCGGAACCCUGGCUUCUUGGGCAAGUUCUGGGAAUUGCAGAAGGUUAUGUGGACCACGAACGCAGGUUUGGUUGAGUCCCAUGCCUGGGAUUCUCGUCCGCCCUCCUGGCCUACCCUCCUUCGUGGCAUUAACUUCUGGGGCAAAGACAACCGCCAAAUUUACCUUCUCGGAAACCCGCUUAUUUGGUGGUCGACAACUCUGGCUAUUGGAAUCUAUUUCGUUUUCAAGGCUCUCUCCAUUGUUCGGUGGCAGCGAAGCUGUGGUGACUACAAGCACGCUACGUUCAAGCGCUUUGACUACGAGGUCGGCACCAGCGUUUUGGGCUGGUUCUUCCACUAUUUCCCAUUCUACCUCAUGGCGCGCCAGCUCUUCUUGCACCACUAUCUUCCCGCCCUUUACUUCGCCAUUAUGGUCCUCUGUCAAGAACUUGACUUCCUCACAAACCGCAUCAAGAGCCUAGGGCUUGCGUCCAGGCCUGUGAUUGGCAAGGCUCUGAUGGCAAUCUUCCUGGGUCUUAGCGUUGUUGUGUUCACUCUCUACGCCCCACUCGUAUAUGGCAACCCCUGGACUAGGGAUGCCUGCAACCAGGUGAAGCUGCUCGGAUCCUGGGAUUUUGACUGUAACACCUUCCACAGCGACUUGAGCCAGUACAUCACUCAAUACGUGCCAAGCCUGCCGCCCGUGGCUGCCCCUACAACGGCAGCUCAGGCACCACCCCCGCCGCCACCAGUCCAGGCCCAAGAGCCUGCCCCUGCGCCUGCAGGCGAGCCUGUCCAAGAGUCAGACCCAGCGGCCGUCACCUCGCCCAAGAUACAGGGCUCCAUGGCGCGCGUUGAGUACCGCGACCAGAACGGCAAAGUUCUUGACGAGAACCUGGUGGCCUCGCUCCGAGCUGAAGGUAAAGUGAAGUUCGAGACUCGCUAUGAGCCUGGUCAGCCCAUGGAGAAUGCCCACGAUGUUCCCGUCGUCGAUGGCCAGCUCGCGCCCCCGCACCCGGAUGUGCAGGGCCAGAAUCCUGAGACUGGCAGCGCGCCCGAGGACUCCGUGCCCCCCGAGAGCCCCGCGUCUGUGGCUGAGGGCAACGAGAGCUCCGUUGAGCAGUCAACCUCCAUGGAGGCUAAGCCUGCCAGUGAGGGUAAUGAGGCCACUAAAUAG
Penicillium samsonianum is the source of this 2814-nucleotide messenger RNA. It is a transcript of the gene pmt1, whose product is annotated as protein mannosyltransferase 1. The record is from RefSeq and is a predicted model, not a curated record. The transcript has 4 exons. NCBI's taxonomy places the organism in Eukaryota, Fungi, Ascomycota, Eurotiomycetes, Eurotiales, Aspergillaceae. Gene Ontology annotation, molecular function: dolichyl-phosphate-mannose-protein mannosyltransferase activity. Gene Ontology annotation, biological process: protein O-linked glycosylation via mannose. The coding region runs from base 1 to 2814 and encodes 937 amino acids. Gene Ontology annotation, cellular component: endoplasmic reticulum; membrane.